Molecule: messenger RNA, 1667 nt
Organism: Delphinapterus leucas (beluga whale)
Lineage: Eukaryota; Metazoa; Chordata; Mammalia; Artiodactyla; Monodontidae
Gene: TRMT5
Product: tRNA methyltransferase 5
Biological process (GO): tRNA N1-guanine methylation; mitochondrial tRNA methylation
Cellular component (GO): cytoplasm; mitochondrial matrix
Molecular function (GO): tRNA (guanine(37)-N1)-methyltransferase activity
Source: RefSeq, a predicted model, not a curated record
GCUAGCUGCUGGGCGACGCAGAGAAAUGAGAUGGUGACGUUGGUGAGAUGGCGGCCGCGGUGCCCUUGAUAGUUCGAAGAGGCUGAGGGUAUGGUGGCGGUACGGGUCCGCUCGGGGCUGCUCUCCGCCUCGCGCUCUCUGGGCGCGGAAACGUCACGAGGUCACCCACCAUCAGGAUCUUAUGGAGGCCAUUUGGAUUCUCAAGAAGACUUCUCAAAGUGGAAAGCUGUAGAGUAACUGAAGCAGAAUCAUUGAGUCCACUAGCUUGGGCAUCACUGAUACAGAAGCUUAGCAGAGCACCUGGUAUUUUCUUGUUGGAUCAAAGAAAAAGAUUCUCAACCAUGCCUGAAACAGAAACAAAUCAGAGAGACUCUGAAUUGUUUUCACCCCCCUCUGAUGUUCGAGGAAUGACAGAACUUGAUAGAACAGCUUUUAAAAAGACAAUCACCAUCCCGGUGCUUAAAGUGAGGAAAGAAAUAGUCAAUAAAUUGAUGCGAUCCCUUAAAAGGGCAGCACUGCAGCGCCCAGGCAUAAAACGUGUGAUUGAAGAUCCAGAAGAUGAAGAAAGUAGACUAAUUAUGUUGGAUCCUUAUAAAAUGUUUACUGAUGAUUCCUUUGAGAAGGGAGAACUCAGUAUUUUAAAGCAGCUGAAUGUCAGUCCACAGAUAUCUAAAUAUAACUUGGAACUAACUUAUGAAAACUUUAAGUCAGAAGAAAUCUUGAAAGCUGUGCUUCCUGAAGGUCAAGAUGUGACUUCAGGGUUUAGCAGAGUUGGACAUAUUGCCCACCUGAACCUUCGAGAUCAUCAACUGCCUUACAAGCAUUUAAUUGGCCAAGUUAUGAUUGACAAAAAUCCAGGAAUCACCUCAGUGGUAAAUAAAAUUAAUAACAUUGAUAAUACCUACCGAAAUUUCCAAAUGGAAGUGCUAUCUGGAGAGGAGAAUAUGAUGACCAAGGUUCGAGAGAACAACUACACUUAUGAAUUUGAUUUUUCAAAAGUCUAUUGGAAUCCUCGUCUCUCCACAGAACACAGCCGUAUCACAGAACUUCUCAAACCUGGGGAUGUCCUAUUUGAUGUUUUUGCUGGGGUUGGGCCCUUUGCCAUUCCAGUAGCAAAGAAAAACUGCACUGUAUUUGCCAAUGAUCUCAAUCCUGAAUCCCAUAAAUGGUUACUACACAAUUGUAAAUUAAAUAAAGUGGACCAAAAGGUGAAAGUCUUUAACUUGGAUGGGAAAGACUUCGUCCAAGGACCAGUCAGAGAAGAAUUAAUGCAGCAGCUGGGACCACUGUCAAAAGAAAGAAAACACUCUGUGCACAUUGUCAUGAACUUGCCAGCAAAGGCUAUUGAGUUUCUCAGUGCUUUCAAAUCACUCUUAGAUGGACAGCCAUGCGGCAGUGAGCUUUUUCCCAUUGUGCACUGUUACAGCUUUUCCAAAGAUGCUAAUCCUGCUAAGGAUGUUCAGCAACGAGCUGGAACUGUGUUAGGCAUCUCCCUGGAGGCAUGCAGUUCAGUUCACCUAGUAAGAAAUGUGGCCCCUAACAAGGAAAUGUUAUGCAUCACUUUUCGGAUUCCUGCUGCUAUACUUUACAAGAACCAGACCCUAAAUGGAGACAAUCAUGAAGAUCCACCUAUUAAACGCCAGAGGACAGAUAAAGACUUUUAGGAA